AUGACCCCAUUCUCCCUCUUUCCAUUACCCUGCCCCGUUCUCCCUCAUUCAAUCAACCCGCCCCAUUCUCCCUCUUUCCAUCACCCCGCCCCAUUCUCCUGCUUUCCAUCUCCCCGCCCCAUUCUCCUGCUUUCCAUCACCCCGCCCCAUUCUCCCGCUUUCCGUCACCCCUCCCCAUUCUCCCACUUUCAAUCACCCCGCCCCAUUCUGCCUCUUCCCAUCGCCCCACCCCAUUCUCCCUCUUUCCAUCACCCUGCCCCAUUCUCCCGCUUUCCAUCAUCCCGCCUCAUUCUCCCUCUUUCCAUCGCCCCGCCCCAUUCUCCCGCUUUCCAUCGCCCCGCCCCAUUCUCCCACUUUCCAUCACCCAGCCCCAUUCUCCCUCAUUCAAUCAACCCGCCCCAUUCUCCCUCUUUCCAUCACCCCGCCCCAUUCUCCUGCUUUCCAUCACCCCUCCCCAUUCUCCCACUUUCAAUCACCCCGCCAUAUUCUCCCGCUUUCAAUCGCCCUGCCCCAUUCUCCCGCUUUCCAUCGCCCCGCCCCAAUCUUCCGCUUUCCAUCACCCUGCCCCAUUCUCCCUCUUUCCAUCACCCCGCCCCAUUCUGCCUCUUCCCAUCGCCUCGCCCCAUUCUACAUCUUUCCAUCACCCCGCCCCAUUCUCCCUCUUUCCAUCACCCCGCCCCAUUCUCCCGCUUUCCAUCACCCCGCCUCAUUCUCCCUCUUUCCAUCGCGCCGCCCCAUUCUCCCGCUUUCCAUCACCCAGCCCCAUUCUCCCUCAUUCAAUCAACCCGCCCCAUUCUCCCUCUUUCCAUCACCCCGCCCCAUUCUCCUGCUUUCCAUCACCCCUCCCCAUUCUCCCACUUUCAAUCACCCCGCCAUAUUCUCCCGCUUUCAAUCGCCCUGCCCCAUUCUCCCGCUUUCCAUCGCCCCGCCCCAAUCUUCCGCUUUCCAUCACCCUGCCCCAUUCUCCCUCUUUCCAUCACCCCGCCCCAUUCUGCCUCUUCCCAUCGCCUCGCCCCAUUCUACAUCUUUCCAUCACCCCGCCCCAUUCUCCCUCUUUCCAUCACCCCGCCCCAUUCUCCCGCUUUCCAUCACCCCGCCUCAUUCUCCCUCUUUCCAUCGCGCCGCCCCAUUCUCCCGCUUUCCAUCGCCCCGCCCCAUUCUUCCUCUUUCCAUCACCCAGCCCCAUUCUCCCUCUUUCCAUUACCCUGCCCCGUUCUCCCUCAUUCAAUCAACCCGCCCCAUUCUCCCUCUUUCCAUCACCCCGCCCCAUUCUCCUGCUUUCCAUCUCCCCGCCCCAUUCUCCCGCUUUCCAUCACUCCGCCCCAUUCUCCCUCUUUCCAUCACCCAGCCCCAUUCUCCCUCUUUCCAUUACCCUGCCCCGUUCUCCCUCAUUCAAUCAACCCGCCCCAUUCUCCCUCUUUCCAUCACCCCGCCCCAUUCUCCUGCUUUCCAUCACCCCUCCCCAUUCUCCCGCUUUCAAUCACCCCGCCCCAUUCUCCCGCUUUCAAUCACCCCGCCCCAUUCUACCUCUUCCCAUCGCCCCACCCCAUUCUCCCUCUUUCCAUCACCCCGCCCCAUUCUCCCGCUUUCCAUCAUCCCGCCUCAUUCUCCCUCUUUCCAUCGCCCCGCCCCAUUCUCCCGCUUUACAUCGCCCCGCCCCAUUCUCCCACUUUCCAUCACCCAGCCCCAUUCUCCCUCUUUCCAUCACCCCGCCCCAUUGUCCUGCUUUCCAUCUCCCCGCCCCAUUCUCCCGCUUUCCAUCACCCCGCCCCAUUCUCCCGCUUUCCAUCACCCCUCCCCAUUCUCCCACUUUCAAUCACCCCGCCCCAUUCUCCCUCUUUCCAUUACCCUGCCCCGUUCUCCCUCAUUCAAUCACCCUGCCCCAUUCUCCCUCUUUCCAUCACCCUGCCCCAUUCUCCUGCUUUCCGUCUCCCCGCCCCAUUCUCCCGCUUUCCAUCACCCCGCCCCAUUCUCCCGCUUUCCAUCACCCCUCCCCAUUCUCCCACUUUCAAUCACCCCGCCCCAUUCACCCGCUUUCCAUCACCCCGCCCCAUUCUCCCGCUUUCCAUCGCCCCGCCCCAUUCUCCCGCUUUCCAUCGCCCCGCCCCAAUCUUCCGCUUUCCAUCACCCCGCCCCAUUCUCCCUCUUUCCAUCACCCCGCCCCAUUCUGCCUCUUCCCAUCGCCCCGCCCCAUUCUACCUCUUUCCAUCACCCCGCCCCAUUCUCCCUCUUUCCAUCACCCCGCCCCAUUCUCCCGCUUUCCAUCAUUCCACCUCAUUCUCCCUCUUUCCAUCGCCCCGCCCCAUUCUCCCGCUUUCCAUCGCCCCGCCCCAUUCUCCCUCUUUCCAUCACCCAGCCCCAUUCUCCCUCUUUCCAUCACCCAGCCCCUCCAUCACCCCGCCCCAUUCUCCCUCUUUCCAUCACCCCGCCCCAUUCUCCCACUUUCCAUCACCCCGCCCCAUUCUCCCUCUUUCCAUCACCCCGCCCCAUUCUCCCGCUUUCCAUCACCCUGCCUCAUUCUCCCUCUUUCCAUCGCCCCGCCCCAUUCUCCCUCUUUCCAUCGCCCCGCCCCAUUCUCCCGCUUCCCAUCUCCCCGCCCCAUUCUCCCGCUUUCCAUCACCCCGCCCCAUUCUCCCGCUUUCCAUCACCUCGCCCUAUUCUCCCGCUUUCAAUCACCCCGCCCCAUUCUCCCGCUUUCCAUCACCCCGCCCCAUUCUCCCGAUUUCAAUCACCCUGCCCCAUUCUCCUGCUUUUAAUCGCCCCGCCCCAUUCUCCCGCUUUCCAUCGCCCCGCCCCAUUCUCCCUCUUUCCAUCACCCCGCCCCAUUCUCCCGCUUUCCAUCACCCUGCCCCAUUCUCCCUCUUUCCAUCACCCCGCCCCAUUCUCCCGCUUUCGAUCACCCCGCCCAAUUCUCCCGCUUUCCAUCACCCCGCCUCAUUCUCCCUGUUUCCAUCGCCCCGCCCCAUUCUCCCUCUUUCCAUCGCCCCGCCCCAUUCUCCCGCUUUCCAUCUCCCCGCCCCAUUCUCCCGCUUUCCAUCACCCCGCCCCAUUCUCCCGCUUUCCAUCACCCCGCCCUAUUCUCCCGCUUUCAAUCACCCCGUCCCAUUCUCCCGCUUUCCAUCACCCCGCCCCAUUCUCCCGCUUUCCAUCACCCCGCCCCAUUCUCCCGCUUUCCAUCGCCCUGCCCCAUUCUCCCGCUUUCCUUCGCCCCGCCCCAAUCUCCCGCUUUCCAUCACCCCGCCCCAUUCUCCCUCUUUCCAUCACCCCGCCCCAUUCUGCCUCUUCCCAUCGCCCCGCCCCAUUCUCCCUCUUUCCAUCACCCCGCCCCAUUCUCCCGCUUUCCAUCAUCCCGCCUCAUUCUCCCUCUUUCCAUCGCCCCGCCCCAUUCUCCCGCUUUCCAUCGCCCCGCCCCAUUCUCUAUCUUUCCAUCAUCCCGCCCCAUUCUCCCUCUUUCCAUCACUCCGCCCCAUUCUCCCUCUUUCCAUCACCCCGCCCCAUUCUCCCUCUUUCCAUCACCUCGCCCCAUUCUCCCGCUUUAUAUCACCCCGCCCCAUUCUCCCUCUUUCCAUCGCCCCCCCCCCCCCCCCAUUCUCCCUCUUUCCAUCACCCCGCCCCAUUCUCCUGCUUUCUAUCACCCCGCCCCAUUCUCCCUCUUUCCAUCGCCCCGCCCCAUUCUCCCUCUUCCCAUCACCCAGCCCCAUUCUCCCUCUUACCAUCACCCCGCCCCAUUCUCCCUCUUUCCAUCACCCCGCCCCAUUCUCCAUCUUUCCAUCACCCCGCCCCAUUCCCCCUCUUUCCAUCACCUCGCCCCAUUCUCCUGCUUUCCAUCACCCCGCCCCAUUCUCCCUCUUUCCAUCGCCCCCCCCCCCCCAUUCUCCCUCUUUCCAUCACCCCGCCCCAUUCUCCCGCUUUCCAUCACCCCGCCCCAUUCUCCCUCUUUCCAUCACCCCGCCCCAUUCUCCCUCUUUCCAUCACCCCGCCCCAUUCUCCCUCUUUCCAUCACCCUGCCCCGUUCUCUCGCUUUCCAUCGCCCCGUCCCAUCCUCCCUCUUUCCAUUGCCCCGCCCCAUUCUCCCGGUUUCCAUCACCCCACCCCAUUCUCUAUCUUUCCAUCACCCCGCCCUGUUCUCCCUCAUUCCAUUACCCCGCCCCGUUCUCCAGCUUUCCAUCACCCCGCCCCAUUCUCCCGCUUUCCAUCACCCCGCCCCAUUCUCCCUCUUUCCUUCACCCAGCCCCAUUCCCUUCUUUCAAACACCCCGCCCCAUUAUCCCGCUUUCCAUCACCCAGCCCCAGUCUCCCUCUUUCCAUCACCCAGCCCCAUUCUCCCUCUUCCCAUCAACCAGCCCCAUUCUCCCUCUUUCCAUCACCCCGCCCCAUUCUCCCUCUUUCCAUCACCCAGCCCCAUUCUCCCGCUUUCCAUCACCCCGCCCCAUUCUCCUGCUUUCCAUCGCCCCGCCCCAUUCUCCCGCUUUCCAUCGCCCCGCCCCAUUCUCCCUCUUUCCAUCACCCCGCUCCAUUCUCCCGCUUUCCAUCACCCUGCCCCAUUCUCCCUCUUCCCAUCACCCCGCCCCAUUCUCCCUCUAUCAAUCACCCCGCCCCAUUCUCCUACUUUCCAUCACCCCGCCCCAUUCUCCCUCUAUCCAUCACCCGCCCCAUUCUCUCUCUUUCCAUCACCCUGCCCCAUUCUCCCUCUUUCCAUUACCCUGCCCCGUUCUCCCUCUUUCCAUCACACCGCCCCAUUCUCCCUCUUUCCAUCACCCCGCCCCAUUCUCAUGCUUUCCAUCGCCCCGCCCCAUUCUCCCGGUUUCCAUCACCCCGCUACAUUCUCCCUCUUUCCAUGACCCAGCCCCAUUCUCCUGCUUUCCAUCACCCCGCCCCGUUCUCCCUCUUUCCAUUACCCCUCCCCGUUCACCCGCUUUCCAUCACCCCGCCCCAUUCCCCCUCUUUCCAUCACCUCGCCCCAUUCUCCUGCUUUCCAUCACCCCGCCCCAUUCUCCCUCUUUCCAUCGCCCCCCCCCCCCCAUUCUCCCUCUUUCCAUCACCCCGCCCCAUUCUCCCGCUUUCCAUCACCCCGCCCCAUUCUCCCUCUUUCCAUCACCCCGCCCCAUUCUCCCUCUUUCCAUCACCCCGCCCCAUUCUCCCUCUUUCCAUCACCCUGCCCCGUUCUCUCGCUUUCCAUCGCCCCGUCCCAUCCUCCCUCUUUCCAUUGCCCCGCCCCAUUCUCCCGGUUUCCAUCACCCCACCCCAUUCUCUAUCUUUCCAUCACCCCGCCCUGUUCUCCCUCAUUCCAUUACCCCGCCCCGUUCUCCAGCUUUCCAUCACCCCGCCCCAUUCUCCCGCUUUCCAUCACCCCGCCCCAUUCUCCCUCUUUCCUUCACCCAGCCCCAUUCCCUUCUUUCAAACACCCCGCCCCAUUAUCCCGCUUUCCAUCACCCAGCCCCAGUCUCCCUCUUUCCAUCACCCAGCCCCAUUCUCCCUCUUCCCAUCAACCAGCCCCAUUCUCCCUCUUUCCAUCACCCCGCCCCAUUCUCCCUCUUUCCAUCACCCAGCCCCAUUCUCCCGCUUUCCAUCACCCCGCCCCAUUCUCCUGCUUUCCAUCGCCCCGCCCCAUUCUCCCGCUUUCCAUCGCCCCGCCCCAUUCUCCCUCUUUCCAUCACCCCGCUCCAUUCUCCCGCUUUCCAUCACCCUGCCCCAUUCUCCCUCUUCCCAUCACCCUGCCCCAUUCUCCCUCUUUCAAUCACCCCGCCCCAUUCUCCUACUUUCCAUCACCCCGCCCCAUUCUCCCUCUAUCCAUCACCCGCCCCAUUCUCUCUCUUUCAAUCACCCUGCCCCAUUCUCCCUCUUUCCAUUACCCUGCCCCGUUCUCCCUCUUUCCAUCACACCGCCCCAUUCUCCCUCUUUCCAUCACCCCGCCCCAUUCUCAUGCUUUCCAUCGCCCCGCCCCAUUCUCCCGGUUUCCAUCACCCCGCUACAUUCUCCCUCUUUCCAUGACCCAGCCCCAUUCUCCUGCUUUCCAUCACCCCGCCCCGUUCUCCCUCUUUCCAUUACCCCUCCCCGUUCACCCGCUUUCCAUCACCCCGCCCCAUUCUCCCGCUUUCCAUCACCCCGCCCCUUUCUCCCACUUUCCAUCACCUCGCCCCAUUCUCCCUCUUUCCAUCACCCCGCCCCAUUCUCCCUCUUUCCAUCGCCCAGCUCCAUUCUCCCGCUUUCCAUCGGCCCGCCCCAUUCUCCCGCUUUCCAUCACCCCGCCCCAUUCUCCCGCUUUCCAUCACCCCGCCCCAUUCUCCCGCUUUCCAUCGCCCAGCCCCAUUCUCCCGCUUUCCAUCGCCCCGCCUCAUUCUCCCGCUUUCCAUCACCCCGCCCCAUUCUCCCUCUUUCCAUCACCCCGCCCCAUUCUCCCUCUUUCCAUCGCCCAGCUCCAUUCUCCCGCUUUCCAUCGGCCCGCCCCAUUCUCCCGCUUUCCAUCACCCCGCCCCAUUCUCCCGCUUUCCAUCACCCCGCCCCAUUCUCCCGCUUUCCAUCGCCCAGCCCCAUUCUCCCGCUUUCCAUCGCCCCGCCUCAUUCUCCCGCUUUCCAUCACCCCGCCCCAUUCUCCCUCUUUCCAUCCCCCCGCCCCAUUCUCCCGCUUUCCAUUGCCCCGCCCCAUACUCCCGCUUUCCAUCACCCCACCCCAUUCUCCCGCAUUCCAUCACCCCGCCCCACUCUCCCGCUUUCCAUCACCCCGUCCCAUUCUCCUGCUUUCCAUCACCCCACCCCAUUCUCCGCUUUCCAUCACCCCGCCCCAUUCUCCCGCUUUCCAUCACCCCGCCCCAUUCUCCCGCUUUCCAUCACCCCGCCCCAUUCUCCCGCUUUCCAUCACCCCGCCCCAUACUCCCGCUUUCCAUCGCCCAGCCGCAUUCUCCCGCUUUCCAUCGCCCCGCCCCAUUCUCCCGCUUUCCAUCACCCCGCCCCAUUCUCCCUCUUUCCAUCACCCCGCCCCAUUCUCCCUCUUUCUAUCACCCCGCCCCAUUCUCCCUCUUUCCAUCACCCCGCCCCAUUCUCCCACUUUCCAUCACCCCGCCCCAUUCUCCCUCUUUCCAUCACCCCGCCCCAUUCUCCCUCUUUCAAUCGCCCCGCCCCGUUCUCCCGCUUUUUAUCGCCCCGCCCCGUUCUCCCGAUUUCCAUCACGCGCCCCAUUGUCCCGCUUUCCAUCACCCCACCCCAUUCUCCCGCAUUCCAUCACCCCGCCCCACUCUCCCGCUUUUCUUCACCCCGUCCCAUUCUCCCGCUUUCCAUCACCCCACCCCAUUCUCCGCUUUCCAUCACCCCGCCUCAUUCUCCCUCUUUCCAUCGCCCCGCCCCAUUCUCCAUCUUUCCAUCGCCCGCCCCAUUCUCCCGCUUUCCAUCACCCCGCCCCAUUCUCCCUGCGAAGAAAGCUAUUCUACGGGACAGCUGA
Molecule: messenger RNA, 7434 nt
Organism: Closterium sp. Naga37s-1
Lineage: Eukaryota; Viridiplantae; Streptophyta; Zygnematophyceae; Desmidiales; Closteriaceae
Source: the annotation of a GenBank genome assembly